AAGAAACAUUAAUUCUAAGUGGUGUAUUUGACAAGUUUGGGAGUGCAUGUUUUGAUAAUGGAUUAUUUGUAUUCGUAUAGAUCAAAUCAUGGUUCAAGUUUUGUUACUGUUAAUUUGUGUAACAAGAGAAUCAGGGAAUUGAAAAUAACAAGUAGGAUUUAUAACAAAGAUUUGAGUUGGAAUAUGGGAAGAGAUUAUUGAGAGAGAAAAGAGCGUCAAUGUAGAUUCAGGCUGGGAAUUAGAGUCGCACGCAACUCAGCUUCGCCGGAAAACGCAGGCGGAGUUGGUCGUCGGCAGAAACAGGGAGAAAUUCUUCCAGGUUGGAACCAAAAUGCCGGAUGUUCAUAUCCUUGUUAAUGAUUUUGUGAAUCAGCUUAAAAAACGUUCAAAGACAGUGUUGGAAUUUCUUUGUGCUGCAAAGGAGAAAAAGAGAUCAUUUAAGGUCUUCGUUGCCGAAGGUGCCCCAAGAUAUCAGGGACAUCUCCUUGCAAAAGAAUUGGCUGCUAGAGGCUUACAGACCACAGUGAUUACUGAUUCUGCAGUUUUCGCCAUGAUUUCCCGAGUGAACAUGGUUAUAGUUGGAGCUCAUGCUGUCAUGGCUAAUGGUGGAGUCAUGGCCCCAGUUGGAUUAAAUAUGGUUGCCCUUGCAGCUCAAAGGCAUGCUGUUCCUUUUGUUGUACUUGCUGGAAGUCACAAGUUGUGCCCUUUGUAUCCACACAAUCCUGAAGUCCUAUUAAAUGAGCUGAGAUCCCCGUCUGAGCUACUUGACUUUGGGGAGUUCUCGGAUUGCAUGGAUUCUGCAAGUGGUGGAAGUUCUCUUCAUGUGGUAAACCCAACAUUCGAUUAUGUGCCACCAAAACUUGUCAGUCUCUUUAUUACUGACACAGGAGGGCAUAACCCAUCAUACAUGUACCGGCUCAUUGCUGAUUACUAUUCAGCUGAUGAUUUGGUUGUGAAACGAAGACCUGCUACUGGGAUUUGAGUUCAACAGCCUCAGUUUUUGUCCUACAAUGGGUGUCUGUUGUCCUCUGAUGAGCCAUACUCUAGAGAGAUAUGUUGUAUGCGGAAGAAAAUGAACCUUGUGUAGUGCUGAGAAUUGGGAAUAUGGAUGUGCACGGUUGGUUAUUUUCAAAAAUCAAACCAUAACCAUUUUAAAAUCAUUUAAAUGGUUUGGAUUUAUAACCAUAACCACAUUUUAAUCAAAACUGGUUAUAA
Molecule: messenger RNA, 1215 nt
Organism: Vicia villosa (hairy vetch)
Lineage: Eukaryota; Viridiplantae; Streptophyta; Magnoliopsida; Fabales; Fabaceae
Exons: 8
Coding region: 332-982 (216 amino acids)
Biological process (GO): translational initiation
Cellular component (GO): eukaryotic translation initiation factor 2B complex
Molecular function (GO): translation initiation factor activity; guanyl-nucleotide exchange factor activity
Source: RefSeq, a predicted model, not a curated record